Messenger RNA from Acyrthosiphon pisum (pea aphid), 1681 nucleotides. RefSeq lists its product as uncharacterized. Gene Ontology annotation, biological process: positive regulation of voltage-gated potassium channel activity; regulation of synaptic transmission, cholinergic; sleep. NCBI's taxonomy places the organism in Eukaryota, Metazoa, Arthropoda, Insecta, Hemiptera, Aphididae. The record is from RefSeq and is a predicted model, not a curated record. The transcript has 4 exons. Bases 336 to 806 code for a protein of 156 amino acids.
AUCAUCCCUUCGAUUAUUACGUUCGGCACCCGACUACCCUCUUGGGUGUGUAGAUAAUAUUACGUUAACGUAGUAAUUUUUAUUAUUUUAAAGCAUGUAUACUCAAAUCAUUUACAUACACCGAUGUUUCACGGCCAUUGUUUUGGUGAAAAGAAAAUGUUAUCGCGUUUAUUGUCGCGAAUAAGCCGACGUCGCGGUUAACACGGCAGCUUCCAGCGGGACGUCUGUAACGCGAAAUCAUACGCCGCAGCAGUGUGAACAUAUACUGCAGUUAUCUAUGUGAUUCGAUAAACGACUAUUGUGGUAUUGUCCUUCAAAGGCAAAUUCUAAAAGGAAUGAUCAUAUACUUGUUAGAUAUCUCAAUAGUUUUAAUGAGUAUUUUACAAGGCACAUCGUGUAUAAAUUGCUUUAAAUGUUCAUCUUUGAAUGGAAGUAAUGCAAAUUGUGAAGAUCCGUUUAAUCCUGCAAUGUCUACAUACAUAGAAAAGUGUAUGGUUCCAAAAAGAGGUCAUGUAGGAAUGUUUCCAGCAAAUUUUUGUACUAAAAUCAUUGGGAGAAAUGUGUUAACCCAUGAAAUUAUGGUCAUCAGACAAUGUGCCAUGAAAACUAUGGACUCUCAGUGCGGUGAAUUCAAAUACCAAGAUCACACCAUGAACGGAUGUAUUCUCACCUGUGAUUUUGACGGGUGUAAUUCAGGACAAAAUAAUAAGCCUAAUACCGUGUUACAAAUUACGCUUUCUGCGCUGCUACUAGUACUAACAUCAUACUAUAUCAACAAAACUAUUGAAUGUUUUCAAAUUACUUAGAAUAAUUAUUUGACAAAAAAUCAAAUAUCUAGCUUUUCAAUGUAUAUUUUAUAAUUGUUAAGUAAUUCAUCCAUUCUUUAUUGUUAUGAUAUUAUUAUUAUUAUUAUUAUUAUUAUUAUUACAUUAUUACAUAAUAUACAUAAAAGUUAAAACUGAAAUAGGGACGAUAAUAUCACGUAACCUUAUUUUUUUAAAAAAUUAUUAUAAACUACAAUACAACUAUGUGUUCUUAAUACCGUUCUUCCCGAUUCCCGUCAUUAUUCUAUCAUCUAUAUUUAUCUACCAUAGUUCAUAUUAUUAUUAUUAUUAUUAUUAUUGAAAAUAUCGAGCGUUUAAUCUUGUAUUUUCUUAGACUUAAAACGAAGGAUGUGUCAACUGUCAAGUGCCAUUAUAAUAAUUGUUUUUAUUUUAACUAUUAUGCAACAUUCAAUACCUACAGGUUUGUGGCCUGUUUAGGUAUACUUAUUUUGGUUCAUAAUAUUAUAUUAUAAUAUACAAGCUUCAAUAUAAUUAUAUUAUUUUUUUUUAUUUUAAAUUUUCAAUCCUUAUUUUGCUAAAUUCAUUAUACGAUUAUUAUAAUAUUAUGGUUAAUAUUGAUUAUGCUAAUAUAAGUUAGUCAUUUAAGUAAAUCAACGCUGUGAUUAUUUUGAUCUAAAUUGUAAACAUUUGAUUACCUGGUUAUUAGAAGGAUAAAUAUUGUUAUUGAAUCGAGCAAAAUUAUGAUUUUAAAUAUUUAUAGUUUACAUUUGUUGACUAGUAGGUAUUGUAGACGAUAUUGUGUCCAUAAUCAAAAGUAGGAGUAUAUUAUAAUGUACGUAGUAUUUAAUUGCUAUUUAAUUAAUUUACUUUCAUAGUUUAUCCUAUGAAUUCUUUGG